UUGACACAUCUAUCUAGUUCUACACUUCAACACUUGCUAGUCUUUCAGCUUGAUUCCGAGAGCAUCUCAGCAUUCACAUCUCAUUUUCUGCAAGGACUACACUCUCUAUUAUUUAUUUUGAGCUGAGAAACGUGAGCAGGAAUAUGAGUGAUGAGGGACCCUUAUCCGACGGCAAGUGCUCUUCCUCUCAAGUCGAGUGCAAAGUCACCUUUGCCGGCCUUGACAGUCAGGAGAGCUCGUGAAAAAUGCCUGCUGUCUUGUGCUGUCAUUUCCGCAGAAACGCCGACCCCCAGCCCCGUCUGACGAAGAAACCAGCGGGAUCAGAGGUAUUGAGGAAGAGGAUUAAGUCGUUUUUACGUCAGCCGGACCACAUGAGGCGACGAAUGGCACACGCAACUCCACAGCUGACACAGGACAAGGCUGCCCACUCGACAGACGAGAAAAAAGUGUCGCUGGUGGCGGCCUCGAGUGAUGAGCCCCAGGAGGCCACAGGGCCCAAGGCUCGGGGCCGUGCUCCAACCAAAAAGAUGGCAACAAGUGACGAGGCGAAGGAGCCAGAGCUGACUGGAAACUCUGGCCCCGUCAACACGGCGCUGGAGGCGGAGUCUGACGAUGCCUCCGACUUCAUCAAGAAGACCUCCGAGACCCCCUCUCACUCCCCCCACUCCACAGCUCAGAGACGUUCUCCAACCAAAAAGGUUCGGUUCUGUGAUAAUGUGGAGGUGUUCUUCAUCUGCUUUGGUGAGGAGGAUCGACGGGGCCCCUGGAUGCAGAUGGCCCUGGACCGCGGCAGAUUCCUGGAACGCUGCCAGGAGGUGGAGAAGAGCAUUUCCUACUGCCUGCAGCCGCAGCACCGCAGCCUGAUGCAGGAAACAGCUGAAAACAGUGAACCCAGCAGCAGCCAAUCAGGGUCCAGUAACAAUGACUACGACCGUCUAAAAAGCGAGGGGUCGUCUGAUCUGUCUGACUCAACCGAAGUGCCACUGGGGAUGGCUCCGAGUGAAAAGCAGCAGGAGGUGGAGCCGACUGCAAGCUGUGUACCCGUCAACAUGGAGAAGGAAGAGUCGUACACCAAUCGGCCAUAACAUUAUGACCACUGACAGUGGAAGGGAAUAACAUUGAUUAUCUUGUUACAAUGGCACCAGUCAGUGGGUGGGAUACAUUAGGCUGCAAGAAAAUAUCAAAAGCCUUGCCAUUCCUGUACAAUUGUUCAAAAACACCUGUCCAAGACAUAUCCAAAAUAAAUUGAAUGCUGCUCUUGGUCUUUUUUGAAAGGUAACACUCUGAAGUUGUAUCCCAAACAGUCAGAGUCACUGUAAGUGCAUACUCGCAUUGAGUCACCUAAGCUGGAACACACUGAAUUUCAAGGAUCUGUUUUAUCGCCUGAAUAUGUUUUGUAAUCAAAUGCCUUCAGAAUACUGUAGCUGGGACCUAUUAGCUGGCAAACACAAUGAGACCACAUCAUAAAGCCUUACCUAGUCCCAGUUCAAAUUGGAUAAGAAUGCUGGAAAAAAAAAUAUAUUUUACACGUUUUUCCAAGGGUAUGUCCAGGCACUCUCCAAAAGUGGCCGUUUGGAGACUCUAAAAGGACGCACGGUAACCACAAAAAUGUUUUUUUUUCUUUCUUUCUCACAGUGCAGAUGAAUCUAAUAGACAGACAUCUUAAUCACCUAUUAUUGUGGACUCCUUGGGUUGUGGUGGGAUAGUGAUGAAAACUCAGUCCUGUCUGAAAGUUUCUGGGAUCCAAAAAAUAGCAGCCAUUGUUACUGGGUGCUCACAGUUAAUGGUUUUCUUUGUGUGGAGCAUCAGGCUUGUGGCAGAGGUUUCGGUCGGGUGUCUGAGUUCAGAGUCGGAGACGCGGCGCCUCUCCAGGCUGAUGAUCCCAUAAUGAACUGUGACUGUGACUCUCAUCUGUUAGUGAGAAUACGGCACUCAGAGAAGCUGGCACCGACUAAAACGAGCCAGGACAGAGAUAUGCUUAGUCUUAAAGCAGUCCGGACAAUCGCCAUGCUCUGCUGUGACAGAAGUGGGACCCACUUUAACGCUGAGCGCGUUCCACAAGCCCAUCAACCUCGCUCUUCCUCUUUCCAAAUCUAACAUAAUCCCCCCAUUUGUCCCCCAAAGUGACAAUUUCUUGAGCCCCGCUGUCUGAGGAGGGGAAGCAAUAGGAACUGAGAGAAACUACAGAGUGAAAGGAAGCCAGUGCAGGAGAGAGACAAAGAGAGAUUAAGCACAAUCAUGAGCGUGUUUCCGUUAAGUCCCGAGCUUUCAAGCACUUCCAAGCGGGUCCCCGCCAAGUCAAAUGAGUUGAUAACAUGCAUGGGCCCCGUCAGUGCAGCUGUCCUGUGAAGUGCAUGCCCAGCCGAGUGCUUUCUUCCAUUAGUGAAGCGCGGCGCUGGUGGGUGUUCCAUGGCAACCCCUCAAAACACCAACACGAGCAUGAAAUCAAAGCCGAGGGGGUUUAAUCAGCGGCUUCAAAUACGAGAUGUUAGGGGCACAGUCACACUGUGGGCAGCCAGUUAUGGGGCAAUUAAAAAAAAUCACGGUGGCCGUUUCUAUGGGGACUGCUGGUCUGGAGGGUUUGAGCAUGUGUCUACCACAAAGUGUAGGAUAAUGGCAGUGUGGUGUCAUUCAUGGACAAGUGCUCUUGAACACAGCGGGCGGCUGUAAAGCAGUGGGCGGCAGGGCUUUUUAGAAGCACCUACAGUACUACUGCCCCACAAGGCCUUUUAGUGGGAUUAAUCUGUGUGUCUGUGAUGCCACUCUUCUGAGUCGCUAGUAAAGUCUCUCUAAACAGUGUUCUCCCAUUGUUCCAACACCAUUAUCAACAUGACUGAGAAAAUUGAUAUGUUCAUACUGGCUGUUUUCAGUAGUUACCUUCAGACACCGCUGUUUACUUUGUGACAACCUGAGCAGUUUAAUAAAAAUUAAAAAAAAAUGUUAAAAGCGA
This is a messenger RNA of Scophthalmus maximus (turbot), 2950 nucleotides long. RefSeq lists its product as uncharacterized. The coding region runs from base 246 to 1085 and encodes 279 amino acids. The record is from RefSeq and is a predicted model, not a curated record. The transcript is spliced from 2 exons. Gene Ontology annotation, cellular component: protein phosphatase type 1 complex; endoplasmic reticulum. Gene Ontology annotation, molecular function: protein phosphatase regulator activity. Lineage: Eukaryota; Metazoa; Chordata; Actinopteri; Pleuronectiformes; Scophthalmidae. Gene Ontology annotation, biological process: response to endoplasmic reticulum stress.